CAAGAAGCCAGAGAAAGAGGAGCGAGGUUGAACUAGGACUACAACUCCCACCAGGCUCCGCGUCGUCCGUCCUUUCCUUUCAAAACGCGAAGGAAAAGGAACAGGACGAAUGGAGGCUUUUGAGUGCUCGUUUCUCAAAAGGCGGGAAAGGCGAACUACACCUCCCGGCAAGCCGCGCGCGCCUGCGCCUGCGCUCUGGUAUCUGUCGCCAUCUUGCCCCUUCUGAGGCACCGCAAACAAACCUAAUUCCUGGUGUCCCCUAGUCUUGGCGGAGGAGCCUUUUAGAUGAGCCCCGAAAGGCCGGGCAGGGAGGACAAGCUCUUUGGGGCUACCAAACAGAAGCAGCAAUGCCUGUUGUGUGGCCAACCCUUUUGGAUCUCAGCAGGGAUGAAUGCAAACGGAUUCUUCGAAAAUUGGAACUGGAGGCAUAUGCUGGAGUUAUCAGUGCACUUCGGGCACAAGGGGAUCUCACCAAGGAAAAGAAAGAUCUUCUUGGAGAACUCUCUAAAGUCCUUAGCAUCUCAACAGAGCGCCACCGUGCUGAAGUUCGGAGAGCAGUAAACGAUGAACGGUUAACAACAAUUGCACAUAAAAUGAAUUUAUCCUUAUAUUUGGGUGAAAGACCAAGUUACAGUAUGUCUGGACCUAAUAGUUCUUCAGAGUGGUCCAUCGAAGGACGUAGAUUGGUACCACUGAUGCCCAGGCUGGUUCCCCAGACUGCCUUCACUGUAACAGCGAAUGCUGUGGCCAAUGCAGCUGUCCAGCACAAUGCAUCCCUUCCCGUGCCUGCAGAGACAGCAAAUAAAGAAGUAGUGGUUUGCUAUUCCUACACAAGUACCACGUCUACCCCAACCUCUACCCCUGUUCCAAGUGGCAGCAUAGCAACGGUUAAGUCUCCAAGACCUGCCAGUCCUGCCUCCAGUGUAGUUGUCUUGCCAAGUGGAAGUACUGUAUAUGUCAAAAGCGUUAGCUGCUCAGAUGAAGAUGAAAAACCCAGAAAACGCAGGCGAACAAACUCCUCUAGCUCCUCUCCUGUUGUCCUGAAGGAAGUUCCAAAGGCUGUUGUUCCGGUCUCAAAGACGAUCACUGUGCCUGUGAGUGGAAGUCCCAAGAUGAGUAACAUUAUGCAGAGCAUUGCCAACUCCUUACCACCCCAUAUGUCACCCGUGAAAAUAACUUUCACGAAGCCAUCAACACAGACAACAAACACAACGACACAGAAGGUUAUUAUAGUGACCACAUCACCAAGUUCAACCUUCGUGCCCAACAUUCUCUCCAAAUCCCAUAACUAUGCAGCAGUCACUAAGCUUGUACCAACAUCAGUCAUUGCCUCUACGACUCAGAAGCCUCCUGUUGUUAUAACUGCAUCCCAGGCCUCUCUGGUCACCAGUAGCAGCAAUGGCAACAGCAGCUCUACAUCAUCACCUAUUUCUAGCACAGUUGCAGUAACAGCGGUGGUGUCUUCCACACCAUCUGUGGUCAUGUCAACAGUAGCACAAGGUGUAUCCACAUCAGCAAUCAAAGUGGCGUCUACAAGACUUCCUUCCCCCAAAAGCUUAGUAAGUGGCCCUACCCAGAUUCUUGCACAGUUUCCCAAACAGCAUCAGCAGUCUCCUAAGCAGCAGUUACAGCAAGUGCAACAGCAGACACAGCAGCCUGUGGCCCAGCCUCCUUCAGUGCCGCAGCAGCAGCAGCAGCAGCAGCAGCAGCAGCAGCAGCAGCAGCAGCAGCAGCAGCAGCAGCCUCAGCAGCCACCGUUGCCACCUGGGAUCAAACCUACCAUCCAGAUUAAACAGGAGUCAGGUGUUAAAAUCAUCACACAGCAGGUUCAACCAAGUAAAAUCUUACCCAAACCAGUGACUGCAACUCUGCCCACCAGUAGCAAUUCCCCAAUUAUGGUGGUUAGCAGUAAUGGUGCAAUUAUGACAACUAAACUGGUAACCACUCCUACCGGUACUCAGGCAACCUAUACCCGGCCUACAGUGAGCCCAUCCUUAGGUCGUGUGGCCACAACCCCUGGAGCUGCAACCUAUGUGAAAACUACCAGUGGUAGCAUCAUCACUGUAGUACCCAAAUCAUUAGCUACCUUGGGAGGCAAGAUAAUUAGCAGUAAUAUUGUUUCUGGAACGACUACCAAAAUUACUACAAUCCCAAUGACUUCCAAGCCCAACGUGAUUGUUGUACAAAAAACUACAGGAAAAGGAACGACCAUUCAAGGCCUCCCUGGCAAAAACGUUGUCACAACACUGCUAAAUGCUGGAGGAGAAAAGACUCUUCAGACAGUGCCAACUGGAGCCAAGCCAGCAAUAAUUACUGCUACGAGACCCAUCACCAAAAUGAUUGUAACACAGCCCAAAGGAAUAGGUUCCGCAGUCCAGCCAGCGGCUAAAAUCAUUCCAACAAAAAUCGUCUAUGGACAACAGGGGAAAACACAGGUUCUCAUUAAACCCAAACCAGUGACAUUUCAAGCUACAGUUGUUAGUGAACAAACAAGGCAGCUCGUAACAGAAACAUUACAGCAAGCAUCCAGGGUAGCAGAGGCCGGUAAUUCAUCUGCUCAGGAAGGAAAAGAAGAACCACAGGGUUACACAGACAGUAGUUCUUCUUCCACAGAGUCCUCCCAGAGUUCUCAAGAUUCCCAGCCUGUAGUUCAUGUAAUUGCUUCCCGGCGUCAGGAUUGGUCAGAACAUGAGAUUGCAAUGGAGACUAGCCCCACCAUAAUAUAUCAGGAUGUAUCCAGUGAAUCACAAUCAGCUACUUCAACAAUCAAAGCUCUGUUAGAACUCCAACAGACAACAGUAAAGGAAAAAUUGGAAUCUAAACCAAGACAACCCACUAUUGACUUGAGUCAAAUGGCAGUACCUAUUCAGAUGACCCAGGAAAAGAGACAUUCUCCUGAGAGUCCAUCCAUUGCUGUGGUAGAGUCAGAACUAGUUGCUGAAUACAUCACCACGGAACGCACUGAUGAGGGGACAGAGGUUGCUUUUCCCCUUCUAGUCAGCCAUCGCUCCCAGCCCCAACAGCCUUCCCAGCCCCAGCGGACCCUGCUCCAGCAUGUGGCUCAGUCACAGACUGCAACACAGACUUCGGUGGUAGUGAAAUCCAUCCCAGCGUCUUCCCCUGGAGCAAUCACCCACAUCAUGCAGCAGGCAUUAAGCAGUCACACUGCUUUUACCAAACACAGCGAGGAACUUGGAACUGAGGAGGGUGAGGUUGAAGAGAUGGACACAUUGGAUCCUCAGACAGGUCUGUUUUACCGCUCUGCCCUGACACAAUCUCAGUCAACUAAACAGCAGAAACUUAGCCAGCCCCAACUGGAACAGACUCAGCUGCAAGUGAAAACUUUGCAGUGCUUCCAGACCAAACAGAAGCAGACCAUCCACCUGCAGGCCGACCAGCUCCAGCACAAACUCACACAGAUGCCCCAGCUCUCCAUCAGGCAUCAGAAACUGACUCCUCUCCAGCAGGAACAAGCACAGCCCAAGCCAGAUGCACAGCACACACAGCAUACCGUGGUGGCCAAAGACAGGCAGCUUCCUACCUUAAUGGCACAGCCCCCACAGACUGUAGUACAGGUGCUUGCCGUGAAAACCACACAGCAGCUUCCUAAACUGCAGCAAGCUCCAAACCAACCAAAAAUCUACGUGCAACCCCAAACUCCUCAGAGCCAGAUGGCGCUCCCCACCUCAUCAGAGAAACAGCCUGCAAGCCAGGUGGAGCAGCCAAUUAUAACCCAAGGAUCCUCUGUUACAAAGAUAACAUUUGAGGGGCGCCAGCCUCCCACAGUUACAAAGAUAACUGGUGGCAGUUCUGUUCCUAAGCUGACAUCACCAGUUACAAGCAUAUCUCCCAUUCAGGCCUCUGAGAAGACAGCAGUGUCAGACAUUUUGCAAAUGUCUUUGAUGGAAGCUCAGAUUGAUACAAAUGUAGAACAUAUGGUAGUGGAUCCCCCAAAGAAGGCUCUAGCCGCCAAUGUGCUCACUGGUGAGGCAGGAGCUCUACCCUCCACCCAUGUGGUGGUGGCAGGGAUGACGAAAUGUAGAGAGUCCUGUUCAAGUCCAUCUGCUGUUGGCCCUCCCCUAACGACCAGAAAAAUGGAAGCAGCAGGAGUGCCUACGACAGGCCAGUUCAUGCGUAUUCAGAAUGUAGGCCAAAAGAAAGCUGAAGAGAGCCCAACAGAAAUUAUCAUCCAGGCCAUUCCCCAGUAUGCUAUUCCUUGUCACUCCAGCUCCAACGUGGUGGUGGAGCCCAGUGGGCUUCUAGAGUUGAACAACUUCACCAGUCAGCAGCUAGAUGACGACGAGACUGCCAUGGAGCAGGACGUAGACAGCAGCACGGAGGACGGGACUGAACCCAGCCCCUCUCAGAGCGCUGUAGAGCGGUCCUAGUGUGCAGACGCCGCUGGAGUGCACUUUAGAGCCUGCGUGGUUACCAAAUGUCCAGGGAAACUUACAAUUUGUUAUAGUGAAAAAAAAAAAAAAAGCACUUUGCUCAUACUUAGGCUGGGGACCUAGUAACACAGUGUUUCAAUGAGAUGUUGCUACAGGAGCAGCAUUUUAACAAGAUUAAAACUCACAGAGGAAUGUACUUUAAAAAAAAUAGAAAAAGAAAAAAAAAAGCAAAGGAAACGAUGCACCCCGUGGAGCGCUGGCACCUUGUUGGUGCUAAGCAGUGAGAAGAGACUUUCCUGUGAGUGGUUCUCUGCUGCUUUCCACUGAGCAAAUGCCACCAGAGAAUGUUAAAAGGAAAAGAAAGGAGAAUAGGAAGAGUUUGUAUUUUUGAAAUGAUGUAUCUGAACAGUUUUUUAAAAAUCGUGUUUGUUUUUGCAGAUCCCUGGAAAUGUUGAUUUGGCUAACAUUUUACAUUUGCUCAGUUUUUGAUUAGUUUAUGAAUACCUAGGAAAGUUCUGGCAUUAAAGAGUCCUUGCUGGAGGGUAAACAUCAGAUUGCUGACCGGGAAGUGUUUGGGGUGGCUUGUAUAUGUGCUCCUUGGUUGUAUACUAAUUUAUUGUGGUGUUCCACACUUCCUAUUUAUUUAAUGUAAAUGUUUUCAAGCAGGGCAGAUCCCUUCUCCUACAUAUCCUGGGAAGCUGGAUCGCCUGGCCUUCCCACCUCCCCACACCCCACACCCCUUUAAGAAGACGGAUUAGAGAAGGCUUGGUCAGGAAGCAGAGGAAAAGACAUUUCUAGCCCAAAAGAAAUGUUCAGUCCUAUUGAUGAAAGUGAACUCUUCCCUCAUUCGAGCUUUCUCGACACGAAGUUGCACAUCCGUGUUGGACACGAAGUUGCACAUCCGUGUUGGACACGAAGUUGCACAUCCGUGUUGGACACGAAGUUGCACAUCCGUGUUGGACACGAAGUUGCACAUCCGUGUCGGACUGAGACUUUGGAAACAACUUUCGCUUACUUUGGUUUAAAUCCUUUGAAAUGUAUGAAAAUGUUCACUCACAGUUCUAAAUGUAAUGUUUUUAAGUUUUUACUUUUUUAGGGCACAGUUUGUUUACAUGCUGGUGUGGUCUUGUGAUUGCUGUCUAUCACAAGUAGAAUGAAGGGUAAGGGUUGGGAGGGUAAGAAUUUUGACAAGCUGUGGCAAAGGAAACUAUACUUUCCAUUUUUAAAAAGUGUAAAUAGAAAAGUUUUUAACGGUUUUAUAUGAAUUUCACUAUAAAUAAGCAUUUUAAGACUGACAAAUGUUGAACUGUAUAUACAUUUAUCAGCAUAACUGCCCAAUUUUUGGUGCUGAAGUACUGUAAGUAGAAUUUAUCAGUGGUGUCCUAAUUUUUGCGUCUACCCCUGGGGAAAAGAACUGUGAUGCCAUAGUUAAUCAACUCACACACUGAAAAUCUCAGCAGGAGCAUCCCUGAGACCUCUUGCUCCUGGUGAUUGUCCCCGUUUCUACUAGGUGAAAGUUACUCACCCAUAGAUGGAGCUCUUGGAUAGCAUUUUAUUGUAUAAAUGUGUUUCAACCACUUUGUGACUGUUCCUAGCUAAGGAAAAAUUUAACUUCUCUUGGGUCAUAGACAUCUGACUAAACUAUGAACUCUCUUACCAAAAAAAAAAAAAAAAAAAAUACACAUGCCAGUACACAUGUUAAGAUUUUGCAUACAAUUUUAGGGACUUAAGAGCUCCUAAGACCAUCCAUGUAUUCCAGGUUAAGCCUUGUGUUAUAGUCAAUCCAUUACUUACAGGUGUAAGUUUUUAUUAAAUAAAAUAUCUUUUGGAUACACAUGGAUCAGGAAAUAAGAACAAACUUGAAUAAGUUAUGUUCCAUCUCUACUAUCAGCACACAAUGCCUAUGUCUCUGAGAAUUUAGCUUCACUGUGCUCCAACAGCUUAAAUGACAAAUGAGUCUACUUUAGUCUGCAUUUAAACAAUCAUGUGCAUAUAUACACACACACAUGAAUUAUCAAGUAAGAUUUUUUUUCUCUUGAGUAGUUCUAAUGCAAAUUAGAGCAUGAUUUUAUGAGCAAAUAAUAUUCAUUCCUCUUUUAGUGCCAGGUAAGGUUCUAGCCACCAAGGAUAUUACAGUGGGGACAUGGAAAUCCUACCCAGAUGGAGCUUAUAGACAGGACUCCUGCUGGUGAAGGAAGGGGGAACAACAAUUCAGGGGUUCUUCCUCUCUUUUUAAUCAGCACAUACUCAGCAUAUGUAGUUAUUUUAUCUGUAUGUGUGGAGGACAGAGAUCAACCCUACGCUUGUUGCAUAGAAGCCAUCUUCCUAGUUCCUGAGUUUUUUAAAUUAUAUUUUUAUGUAUUUUAUUUUUGUACAUAUAUACAUAUACAGUGUGUGUGUGUGUGUGUGUGUGUGUGUGUGUGUGUGUGUGUGUGUGUGUUAUGUCUAUGUACAUGUGCAGGCUCUGGGUCAUGGGAAUUUGACUCAGGGAUCCAGCCUGGCAGCAGGUGGCUUUACCCACUGAGACACCUUGCUGGUCCCCACCUUGUGUUUUGCAACAGGGACCUGUAGCUUGCUGACGAGUAUACACUUGCUGCCUAGAUAGAUUUGUUGCCUAGCAAGUCCCAGGAGCUGCCUAAGUCCGCUUCCUCAGUGCUGGGGUUAUAAGCACAAGUCAUGGUCUGGCUUUUCAUGUGAGUGCUGAUUUUUGUGUUUGUGUGGCAAAUACUGUACUGACUUAUCUCCCCAGCCCCAGCACUGGGUUUCUUAGACAUUUUGUCUAAGCAUGUUCUUUGACCACAUUCCCCAGGUUCCCCCAACCCUUAUUUUACAUGUGUGAGUAUUUGGCCUAUACAUGUCUGGUGCACAUACAUUCAUUGCCCAUGGAUUCCCUGAGACUGGAGUUACAGACAAUGUGAGAUACCAUGUGAGUGCUGGGAAUUGAAACCAGGCCCUGUUAGAACAGCUACCAUGGCUUUAGAUGACUCUUAACUACUGAGCCAUCUCUCCAGUCCCUUUAUUAAGUGGAUUGACAAUGACAGUGAGAACAUGUCUGGAUCCAUCCUUAGACAUGCUUUUGCUGAAGUUGAUAGCAUUAUUUCUUGUUUUAUGUUUAAGCCCAUAAACUAAAAAUAAUUAUAAGCUAUCUCUGAAGAAUAUUUAGAGAUAAUGAUGCACUUCUGCAAAGCCAUUAGAAUUCUGUUAAUCAUUGAAGAUUUAGUUUUGAGUUGGGAGAUGUAGCUCAGUUAGUAGAAUGCUUGCCUGGAAUGCACAGAGCUCUGAGUUUGAUCCUUAGCACCACAGAAAAACUAGACGAAGUGGCAGAUGCUUAUAAUUCCAGUUUUUGGUGGGUAGAGGCAGGAGAAUGAAAAGCCACAUUCAUUCUCUACCACAUAAUACAUUUGACCUCAAAUGUAUUAUCUCAAAAGAGAUUUGGUUUAAAGUAAACUAAUAAAUACCUACUAUUGCAGGUGUACCUUAUGGUGAAUUUUAAAGACUCCUUCUAUUUUUUAUUUAUUGUUUUUGAAAUACAUGUCAUGUUACUAUAUAGCUUUGACUGACCUGGAAAUCACUGUGUAGACAGGCUGGCCUUGAACUCACAGUUUUACUGAGUACCCAGGCCAUGUACUUGCACACAUAAUGUUUGUGGCUCAACGGUUUCUAGGAUUUUUCACUUAUAGUGCACCCAUUACCAAAAUCAAUUUUAGAACAUUUUCAUCAGUCAAUAAGAGAAAGUACCUCCAGCAGCAUCAUCAGCACGACUACUUCUCUAGCCCUCGGGCACCGUUCGUCUUUCUGUCCCUAUGGACUUCCUGCUUCGGGUGCCUCAUUGGAAUGGAAUCCAGUAGAUGGUCUUACGUGAUGGCUUUCACUUGGUGUCACAUCUCAAGACUCAUCCAUUUGGAGCCAGUGUUAGUGCAUCCUUCCUUCUGGCUGUUCCUACACAUGGCUGCAUCACCUUAAAAACCAGCGGAUGGACACGUGUUGUUUUACUUCUUGGCUAUUAUGAGCCUAUGUUGCUGCAAACUCUUGUGCACAAAUUAUGCUUAGGUUUCAAUUCUCCUGAGUAACUAACUACCUUUGACCUUUUAAGGAACUGCCAAGAUUGUUUGCCACAGAGACCAGGUGUUUUGCAUUCAGUCUAGCUAUGCAUGAGGGCUUCUUGCCAACACUUGCAAUUGGCUCUUCUAAUGUAGCCUCCCUAGUAUCUGUAGUGGUACCUCAUUGUGGUUAUGACACAUUUCCCUGAUAGCUAGUGAUGAGCAUUUUUUUUUUUUAAAUGAGCAUCUUGGUCAUUGGUUUGUCUUUGGAGAAGUAUCUCUUUGGUCUCAUCAGUGGUUUUGUAACUUCAGUUGGGAAUGUGUGAAGUGCUAGAAGUAUUACUACUAAAGUUAUUCUUCACUAUCAUUAAAAUUUGUUUGAGUCGG
Messenger RNA from Mastomys coucha (southern multimammate mouse), 8818 nucleotides. It is a transcript of the gene Emsy, whose product is annotated as EMSY transcriptional repressor, BRCA2 interacting. Gene Ontology annotation, cellular component: nucleoplasm. The record is from RefSeq and is a predicted model, not a curated record. Lineage: Eukaryota; Metazoa; Chordata; Mammalia; Rodentia; Muridae. The coding region runs from base 348 to 4388 and encodes 1346 amino acids. Gene Ontology annotation, biological process: regulation of DNA-templated transcription. The transcript is spliced from 22 exons.